This is a messenger RNA of Colletotrichum orchidophilum, 3021 nucleotides long. RefSeq names its product hydantoinase. The coding region runs from base 1 to 3021 and encodes 1006 amino acids. Gene Ontology annotation, biological process: glutathione metabolic process. Gene Ontology annotation, cellular component: cytosol. NCBI's taxonomy places the organism in Eukaryota, Fungi, Ascomycota, Sordariomycetes, Glomerellales, Glomerellaceae. The record is from RefSeq and is a predicted model, not a curated record. The transcript has 5 exons. Gene Ontology annotation, molecular function: 5-oxoprolinase (ATP-hydrolyzing) activity.
AUGUCUCUUUACCGCAUAGGUGUUGAUGUAGGCGGCACGAACACCGAUGCUGCCAUCCUCGACAUCACAGCCGCAAACACCGCCGGCCGCGGAGUCCUAGCAUCAUACAAGGCGUCGACCACACCAGACAUCACUACCGGCAUCGAGGCUGCCAUCCGCGCUGUCAUACAAAGCUCAGCAGUCGAUCAGAACCGAGUACUGAGCGUGACGAUAGGCACGACGCACUUCAUUAACGCGCUUGUUGAGGCUGAUACGCGACGACUCAGCAAGGUCGCCGUCGUCCGUCUCUGUGGCCCUUUUACGAGGCAAAUCCCCCCAUUUUCAGACUUUCCCUCGGGCUUGCACCGGAUUCUCGAUGGGGGCGUCUACUAUCUUGAUGGUGGGCUGGAGAUUGACGGCCGGGAGAUUGCGCCGCUCGACCACGAGCAGAUUCGGCAGACGACGAGAGAUAUUGUUGCAUCUGGGGUGAAGUCAGUUGCUCUCGUUGGCAUCUUUUCGCCUCUGGACCACUCUGGCAUGCACGAAGAAACCUGCAAAAGAAUCAUGUUGGAAGAAGCCCCCGGUCUUGAUGUAGUUUGCUCCCACGACAUUGGACCGCCCGGCCUCUUGGAGCGAGAGAACGCAACUAUUCUCAAUGCCGCAAUCCUCAAAACAGCCCACAAGGUCACUCGCGGCUUCAAAACCGCAAUGGCGCGGCUGAAGCUCGCAUGUCCGCUUUAUCUGUCUCAGAACGAUGGCACGCUCAUCGACGCUGAUGCCGCAGCGGAGUUCCCUAUCAAGACCUUUGCCAGCGGCCCGACAAAUAGCAUGACUGGGGCUGCUUUCCUCGCAGGACUGGAUCAGACCAAGACAACGACAACGGAUACCACGGACUCGGAAGGGGAGAAGGGUUUGGAGCCUCAAGUGCUCGUUGUCGAUAUCGGUGGCACAACAACGGACGUGUGCGCCCUGCUUCCAUCUGGCUUUCCUCGGCAAGCCCCAGGUUUCGUAGAAGUCGGCGGCGUGAGGACGGCAUUCUCCAUGCCCGAGGUAGUCUCAAUUGGGCUCGGUGGUGGCAGCAAGGUGAAGACGAAUUCCGAAUUCGGGGACGUCACAGUCGGCCCAGGGUCAGUCGGACACUUCCUCACUGAGCAGGCGAGGGUCUUUGGUGGUUCCACCCUGACCGCAACCGACAUCGUGGUGGCUUCCGGAAAGGCAGAGCUUGGCGACGCGAGUCUCAUCAGAGACAUUCCGAGCUCAACGAUCAAUGAGGCCCGGCAGAGGAUCAAGAAAAUGCUAGAGGGGGUCAUAGAGCAGAUGAAGGUCUCCGCUGCUCCCGUGCACGUUCUUCUUGUGGGAGGCGGCGCCCUCCUCGUUACAGACAACCUUGACGGCGUCGAGAAGUGCAUUCAGCCUAUUCACCAGGGCGCUGCCAAUGCUGUUGGUGCUGCUAUUGGCAAGGUCUCUGGAGAAGUGGACAUUAUUGAGAUCCUCGAGGGAAGAGACGAAAAAACGGUUGUUGCAGCGACGUGCCAGAAGGCUAUCGAUCUGGCCAUCCAGAAGGGCGCGACGGCUGAAGACGUCCGUGUUGUAGAGGUCAACAAGAUGCCGCUUCAAUAUGUCGAUAACGGCGCCAUGAGGAUACAAGUCAGGGCUGUUGGAAAGUUGAGUGUCCCUGAGAGCCCCGAAUUCUCCCACGAGAGUAUGACGCCUAUCGAAGACGAGGAGCAGGAGGACGAGGCGCAAAAAGAGGGCGUACCUGAUGCCCUACAGCCUACCACUAAGCCCUCGCUGCAGGUAGACCUUGAGACCUAUCGACCCGAUGUCAGAGGAGGUGCCUGGUAUGUUUCCGAGGUAGAUUUGGAGCUGAUCUCGACGGGCUGCGGUGUGCUCGGCACCGGAGGAGGAGGCCCAACCCACCACGAAUUUCUCAAGAGCCUGCACGUCCUCCGCAACAGCGAGCCGGGUAAAAUGAGGGUCAUCUCGCCAUCAUCCCUCGCCGACACUGACAAUGUGUGCUUCGGCUCCUGGUACGGUACCCCGAGUGUCAUCAACGAGAGAAUCGCCGGCGGCUCUGAGAUUCCCAGCGGCAUCGAUGCCGUGAGGAAGAUCUUGGGAGAUGUACCUCUCCAUGGGGUUUUCAUCGACGAGAUUGGCGGAGGCAACGGGCUCAGUGUUUUCCCAACGGGCGUACACUAUGACAUCCCUGUUGUGGAUGGCGAUGCGAUGGGAAGAGCAUACCCGACCAUGUAUCAAGCCACAUUGAGCGUUUACGGCCACCCGCUAACUCCGUGUGCCCUCUCGGACGCAAGGGGAAACGUUUCUGUUGUGAUGAGUUCCGAUACUCCGGUCCGCCUGGAACGAUUUCUGCGUACGGCAGCUGUUGAGCUCGGCCUUGGAUGCGCCGUCUGCGCAAGGCCACUCCCCGGGUCGGCUGUCAAGUCCCAUGGCGUUCCCAACACCUUAUCGCAAGCCUGGUAUCUGGGCCGUGCUGUUCACAUGGCACGGAGGAAGAAGUCUAGCUAUGUUGAUGCAAUUGCAAGUAUAUCCAAGGCAACCAGUGACUUUGAUGUUUGUGCUGGCAAGCUGCUGUUUACAGGCAAAAUCAUCGAUGUAAGACGAUUUGUGGGCGGCGGUUACACAAUGGGCAGCGUCCUUAUCGCCCCCCUUGCUGAGGAAGACAGAGACUCAGACACGCAGAGUACGGUGCUCGCCGACCGGCACAUGCUCAUCCCGUUCCAGAACGAGUACUUGUAUGCCGCACUCACGGACGCAGAGGGUUCCGAACACGGCCAGCAAGAGGUGUUGUGUACAGUGCCGGAUCUGAUUUCGAUUCUGGGCCAAGAUGGGGAGGCUAUAGGGUCCCAGGAUCUUCGCUAUGGCUUGCGCGUGAAUGUCAUAGCACUACCUGCUCACCCCCUCUGGAAGACGGAGAAGGGCAUGCUUGUGGGAGGGACUAAAGCCUUCGGUUUGAGCAUGCCGUUUGUGGGCGUUGGAGAGUACACAGAGCCUAGGAGCGUCAUUGAGGAGUAUGGGGUGUGA